CCCCUAAACUACCAGAAGAGCACCAGUGGCAUCAGACCCCACAAAUCUCUCCACACAAAACCCUCCUCUCUCUCUCUCUUUCUCUCACACACACACACACUCAUUACGUCUGAUUUUCUCCCUCUCUGAAAUUUCUCAUCCAACAAUGCCAGCUUCCUCCUCAGAUACCCGCAAUAGGUGGAGGAAGAAGCGCAAGAGAGAGCCCCAAAUCGGCCGACGAUCCAAGCUCCAAAACGACGACGUCUAUGACGACGAAGAGGAAGAAGAAGACGAGGAAUUGAAACCCGAAUCCGAAUCCGACGAAGACCGACAUCAGCAGCAGCAGCAACGAAACCCUCAAUCGGGCUCCGAUCCGGCUCCGGCAGCCGAAGUCUUGUCGGAAGGUGGCGUCCGAGUCUCCGAUUUCCCUCCGGUAGUCAAGCACACAGUGAACCGGCCCCACCCGUCAGUGCUGGGGAUUGUGGCCCUAGAAAGGGCGAUUCAGUGCGGGGGCGAGGGGAAGGGUUUGCUCAAUCACGGUGCCGUUUUAGAGAACAUAUCGCAUGGGCAGCUCCAGGCGCUGUCUGCCGUGCCGGCUGAUAGUCCGGCUCUGUUGGCGGCCGGUGAUCAGGAGAGAGGGGAAGGGUCUUCUUCUUCCGCCGCUGCUGCGUAUGUCAUUACGCCUCCUCCGAUUAUGGAGGGAUGUGGGGUUGUGAAGCGUUUUGGGAGUAAUCGAGUUCAUGUUGUGCCUAUGCACGCAGAUUGGUUUUCGCCUAUUACUGUGCAUAGAUUGGAGAGACAAGUAGUGCCACAUUUUUUCUCAGGGAAGUCAGCUGACCACCCUCCUGAAAAAUACAUGGAAUGUCGGAACACAAUUGUUGCAGGGUACAUGAAAAACCCAGAGAGGAGACUGUCCGUUGGGGAUUGCCAGGGACUGGUACCUGGUAUUGUUGUUGAUGACUUAAGCCGAAUCUUUAGGUUUCUUGAUCACUGGGGAAUCAUUAACUACUGUGCAGCUGCACCCAGUUAUGAGACUCAGCGUGAUGGGUCGUAUUUGAGGGAGGAUUCAAAUGGUGAGGUUCAUGUGCCAUCAGCUGCUCUGAAGUCCAUUGAUAGCUUAAUUCAGUUUGACAAGCCUAAAUGUAGGCUCAAGGCGGCAGAUGUUUAUCCAUCAUUGUCGUGUCAUGAUGGCGAGGAUUCUGAUUUGGACAGCAGAAUCCGGGAGCGCUUAUCUGAUAACCGAUGCAAUUAUUGUUCCUGCCCCCUGCCCAUUGUCUAUUAUCAAUCGCAGAAGGAGGUUGAUACGCUGCUAUGCUUGGAUUGCUUCCACAAUGGAAGAUUUGUUAUCGGUCAUUCGAGUAUAGACUUUAUAAGGGUUGAUACUACAAAAGAUUAUGGUGAUAUGGACGGCGAAAGUUGGAAUAAUCAAGAAACUCUACUGUUGCUUGAAGCAAUGGAAAUCUACAAUGAAAACUGGAACGAGAUAGCUGAGCAUGUUGGUAGCAAAUCAAAAGCACAGUGCAUCCUCCAUUUUAUCCGUCUUCCAAUGGAGGAAGGCCCACUGGAAAACAUUGAAGUUCCAAGAAGGUCCCUCUCUUCAAGUUUGUUAACCAGAGAUGAUUCAGGACUACCCCAUUCAGGUUCAAAUGGAGAUGCAGCGGGAUUAUGUCUUCAAGAUCCUGAUUCUGAGAGUAGGCUUCCUUUUGCAAAUUCUUCUAAUCCGGUUAUGGCCCUGGUUUCCUUUCUGGCCUGUGCCGUGGGACCUAGAGUUGCUGCAGCAUGUGCCCAUGCAGCCUUGACAGUAUUGUCUGAGGAUUCUCAGAAGGCUUCUGGGCAGAUGGAAGCACCUAGGCUGGGUAAUAGGAUGAAUUUGGACCGUACACAUACUAAUGAAGCAAGUUCUCAUGGGGACAAUACAAACUCAAGUCAACGAAAAGAAGAUAACUCUGAAGUGACUCGGAAUGGUGUGGUUGCUCCCUUAUCUGAUGAAAAGGUUAGAUCUGCUGCUAAAGCUGGUCUUGCUGCUGCUGCAACAAAGGCAAAACUUUUUGCAGACCACGAAGAGCGUGAAAUCCAAAGGCUAUCUGCUAAUAUCAUAAAUCAUCAGUUGAAGAGACUAGAACUCAAGCUGAAGCAAUUUGCCGAGGUGGAAACCCUGUUAAUGAAAGAAUGUGAACAAGUUGAAAAGGCUAGGCAGAGGAUUGCUAAUGAGCGGACCCGCACGGUAUCAGCUCAGAUGGGACCCGCCGGGGUGAGUUCAUUGAUGAACCCACCAGGUGUGGGUCCUUCCAUGGUGACCAACUCUCUGAAUAACAGGCAACCAAUCAUCACUGGUUCAUCCUCACAGCCGUUUAUAUCUGGUUUUGGAAGUAACCAACAGAUGCAUCCCCAGUUUAUGGCACGGCAACAAAUGUAUGGACUUGGGCCCCGUCUGCCUCUUUCAGCUUUACACCCAUCCACAUCAGUUGCUCCUAAUGUCCUGUUCAAUGCUGUAGCGAAUGCUCAGCCUAAUUCUGUCAGUCAUCCAAUGUUGAAGAAUGUAUCAGGGGCUAGCUCUAGUCUAGGUUGAAUUUUUGGGAAAGCAAUUCAGUAUUGCAGUCUUCUCUUGUUCUGUGGUUUCAUUAACUUAAGUUAUCUACGUUUCCGCAUUCAAAAAAGUAAAGAAAAUAGCCAGGAGUUACUCAUGGUGGUAGGGAUAUGGCCAAGGAUGCAGGAGAGAAGAAUUGAUUUCUCAGAUGCGCGAUUAAUUGGUUAGGUGAUGUGAUACUUUUAAUUUUACUUGUACUUUAUUUUACUCUCGACAUUUAACUGUAAAGAUGAGGAAGGUCUUGAUUAGGAUGCUUGUACUACUGCUACCUAUUGUACAGAUAAUGCAAGGAACUAGAGCAUUUGAGCUUCA
Molecule: messenger RNA, 2878 nt
Organism: Rhododendron vialii
Lineage: Eukaryota; Viridiplantae; Streptophyta; Magnoliopsida; Ericales; Ericaceae
Product: SWI/SNF complex subunit SWI3C
Exons: 9
Coding region: 146-2548 (800 amino acids)
Molecular function (GO): protein binding; zinc ion binding
Source: RefSeq, a predicted model, not a curated record